This is a messenger RNA of Cydia amplana, 810 nucleotides long. Its product is annotated as ubiquitin-conjugating enzyme E2 J2-like. NCBI's taxonomy places the organism in Eukaryota, Metazoa, Arthropoda, Insecta, Lepidoptera, Tortricidae. The record is from RefSeq and is a predicted model, not a curated record. The coding region runs from base 111 to 788 and encodes 225 amino acids. The transcript has a single exon.
UACUUGCCUACUUGCUAGUUGUAUGACGUUUGACGUGACGGAUGUGUAAUACAAUAGAUUGCGCAUAAAAGUAAAUUAUAAAUAUUUCCAUGUUUUACCCUUAAGAAAGUAUGGCUAAAACAAAAGUGACCGGUGCCACUAGCAGGCUAAAGCAAGACUACUUGCGGCUAAAAAACGACCCAGUGCCGUACGUUACUGCGGAGCCUGUGCCGUCAAACAUUCUGGAGUGGCAUUAUGUGGUACGAGGACCCGAGAAAAGUCCAUACGAAGGUGGUUACUACCAUGGGAAAAUCAUAUUUCCCCGGGAGUUUCCGUUUAAACCGCCGUCGAUCUACAUGAUCACGCCCAACGGCCGCUUCCGAACCAACACACGUCUGUGCCUCAGCAUCACGGAUUUCCACCCCGACACUUGGAACCCGGCGUGGUCUAUCUCGACCAUCCUAACGGGCCUGCUAAGUUUCAUGCUAGAAAAAACACCUACCUGGGGUUCCAUAGAAACAUCAGAUUACCAGAAACGGUGCAUGGCAGCUGAAUCUCUGGAAAUUAAUAUAAAAAACAAGAUGUUCUGUGAACUAUUCCCCGAAUUUGUGGAGGAAAUUGAACAACAGUUGAAGGAGAGACAGGAAGCCAUGUUGCAAGCAGAGGAGGUUCCGGGUAGUGAAAGUGAAGUGAUGACAGAGCAACAGUCAAACAUGUACUAUAUUAUGACAAAUUUGUUUGUUCUUGUGGGUUUCAUCUUCCUCGCAUAUAUGGUGAAAUACGUCCUAGUCUCUAUAUCCAAUGACUAGACUAUUAAAUAUUGCUAAAUUU